AUGAAAGCAUUACUGAUCUAUCUCUUCAUUGUGCAUGCAUCCAUGAAUUGCAUUUCAACAUUAAAGAAUAUCAAAGGGAGAGUGUCAAAUGGAGGAAAGCGAAAUAUAUUGAAUUUCUCACCGCUAAGAAUUCAGACAAACAACCAUAUCAAUUGUAAUCCUAGAUACAGAAUUAAAAGACGAAUUAAUGCCAAUUUUUCUAAGGAGUCAUGUGUAUAUCUACUCCAGAACAUAUAUGAUAAAUUGCAUUCAAAAGAAGGAAAAAAAAGAAAAAGGAAAAAUUACCCUCUUAGGUAUUUACUCCAUUUUUUAGAAAGAACUCCACAUAGAGAGUUUGUUUUUUUUAAACCAAACAAAGUAACAUGUGUUCUAAGAAAAGAAAAAGACAAGAAGAAAAUGAUUUCCAAGUCGUACCACCAAGGGAAAAAGAAACACUCCAACGUAGGUUUAAUGUCCGAAUUCGUGAAAGAUGAUAUCAUGAAGAGGGGACAGGGGGAGAAAGAGAGUGAAAAUAAACGAGUAUUCAUGACAUAUGCAAAUAAGGGAUGUACAAAAAAUGGAAGGGAUAUACUUGAAGCCCUGUGUAAAAAAGAGAGGAAAUCAAACAAUUUGUUUUUAAACUAUGAUUUUUUUGAAAAGGAAAAAGACAAUCUGUUAAAUCUAGAAGAGAUUAAUGACAUAGAUAAAAGAAGAAGAUCAUGUAUUAUUAUUCCCUUUAAUUUGUCCUACUUAAAUAAUAUUUUCUUUCACAUAUUCCAGAUUGAGCAAUUUGAAAUGAUAUACAACCCAGAAGUAACAUCUCGUAUAUAUGCCUAUAAAAAAUCGAAAGAACGUGAAUACUUAGAUAACUUUAAUUCAUCACAUUAUGCAAAUUCGUUCAUACUGUUGUAUCCUCCACCAAAUUUAUCGGGGCAGUUACAUGCGGGUCAUUAUUUCAACUUCAUUCAGCAGAAUAUUAUUUUUCUUUUUAAUAAGCAUGUCUUGUCUAGGUAUUCCAUUCCUCUCUUAGGAGCAGAUCACGGAGGAUUGAGUUCCCAUGAGGCAUUCUCGAAAAUUUGUGAAUCAAAUUGGAGUAAGGAAAAAUACAUUAGUGAAAUAAAAUCAUGGCAAGAAAUGUUAAAAGAAAAUAUUUUAACCAAUAUGCAAAAAAUGAACAUUGUUGUAGACAAAAAUCACUUCUAUAGCACAAUGGAUGAAGACAUGAAAACACUUGUUACUAAUUCAUUUUACAUAUUAUACAAGAAUAACAUGAUUGUGAAUAAAUUUUAUCCCUUAUAUUAUUGUCCUAAUUUAAAUACCAUCGUUUCAAAACUGGAUUUAGAAUUCUCGAAACCGGAAUACAAUAUAUGGAAGGUCAAGAUGCGCAUGAUUGAUGCACCUGAUAAAUACAAACUUCAUUCAGACAGCAAGAGAGAUUCCUUUUUUGAAGAGAAAAACAAAACAUGUCUCGAUGAUUUCCCUACCCAUAGUUACACAGAGAGACCGAAAGAAACGAAUGAAGUAAAAUUUUUUGAAAAAAAAUCGUACAAUUUUGUAUUUUUAAAUUGUGCAUGUGAUGCUUCAGGGCAACUACCGUGUGAUGCUUCAGGGCCACUACCGUGUGAUGCUUCAGGGCCACUACCGUGUGAUGCUUCUCAACCAUUACCAUGUGAUGCUUUUCAACCACUACCAGAUGAUGCUUCACAGUAUAUCCACAUCGAAAUAGAAAAAUUAGAAGACUUAAAAAAAAUCGUUGCCAUUUUACAUUAUUCACCAAAGAAGGAAAAGAAUAAUAGAAAUAAGUAUGUAUUAUUACCCCUCAUAAGGAAAGCAGUUCCAUUGAUAUACAGUAACGAGAGAAAUGCUCAUCCUUUAUUGUGCAAUAAUACAGUACCUGUGGAAGAUUUAUUCAUACCUGUAUUUUCUUCAAAUCAGAAAUAUGACAAUUACGCUGAUUUCUUUAACUUAGAGAAGGAUAUUACUAUAACAAAUGCAACAGUGGGAAGAAAUCAAAAUGGAAGACAAGGAAGAAAAAAUUCAUUUGUAAAACAGAUUUUAGAAAAUGGACAUGCUCAAUUAGUAGAAGCAGAGAAGGCUGCAUUUAAGUCUGCAUAUUAUAAAAAUAACAAAUGUAUACUUACGUUGCAGAAACAGUGGUGUUUAAAGUAUGACAAAUUAAAAAAAUUAUUUUUCGAUUGUCCUUGUGCUAAGAAGAAGGGUUAUAAUAAUGUACUUCCUGAAAAAUAUAGGAAAUACUUUUUAGAUGAAUCUCCAGCAAUGAAUAAUGAUUGGAUUUUAAAUCGUCAAGUUCCGUAUGGACAUCCAAUACCUUUAUUUAAAUAUGAGAGUUGUGAAAAAAAGGAGGAAAAAAAUAAAAAAUUUGAAAAUUUCAUUUGUUGUGUGUAUGGAAAUACUAUUGAUCACGCUUAUAACAAUUUAGUUAAAUCCAACAUUUUCGAAAAAAAGGAAAUUAAAAAGGAAUUUUUAAAAAGGGAUGAUGAUGUUUUGGACAAUUGGUUUUCCUCAUCUCUAUAUUUUUUGCAUUGCCUUAAUCAAAUGAAACUUGAUCUAUGUCACUUAUCACAUGUUAAACACCACUUGAUCGAUUUUAUUUUCACAGGAAAGGAUAUUUUACACCCAUGGAUAUUGCGGAGUGUUGUACUUUUGCACUACCUUAUGGGACAUUUCAACGGCAUUCAAUCGUCUGAUGUAUUUAAGAAUGUUCAAUCAGAUGUGCUAUCUGAGUCGGUGUCUAAAGUUCCAUCGUCCUUAGGGUCUGCCUCCUCCUCCUCCUCUUCGAGCUGUAGCCACGUCACCCUCUUAAACAUGGUAAGAUUCCACGGAAUUUUGAAAGACGAGAAAGGUAAAAAAAUCAGCAAAAGUGAUGAAAAUGCAACAUACUAUGAAAGUCUUGUGGAAGGAACAAACUUAGAUCAAGUGAGAUUAACCUUUAGUUUGAUCGAUAGAGAUACAGAAGAUAUCGUUUUGGAUAAAAAUAAGAUACGGAAGAGUAACAAAUUUUUAAGAAAAAUAUGGAAUAUAGGAAAUUUUAUUAAAAAGAAAUGUUCAUUUGAGAUGUAUAAAGAAAUGAAAAAUUGGAUGACUAACUCAUCAGAAGUUAAUUUUAACAUUUUAAAAAAUUUAAAAAAUAGCUCCUUCCCGAGGAUAUCAAACAUAGGAAUAUUCUGCACAUACAUUCAAAUAAUAAAUUCCGUUUUGCAUGAAAUGAAAAAUAACUACAAUGUUGGGAGAAGCAUACAUAUAAUUCACAAUUUUGUUAUGAAUACAUUUUCCAAAUUUUAUUUGAGGUAUCACCAUUAUUUACUACCUUGGUGUUUAAAUGAGAAAAAUGAUGAAAGGAUUAUUACUAACUUUUUAACUAUUUAUAUGUUUAGGGGAAUACUGAAAAUUCUUUACCCUUUCAUCCCACACAUAACAGAAGUAUUGUUUAUUCAGCUCUUCCUUAAAAAUGAAAUUGAUAAAAAUGAAAAAUAUACACCGUCAUAUUUUUCUCUUCCUCUAUCUAGCAAUUAUGACCUCUUUAAGAAUGAAGAAUUUUACCCAUCUGAAGAAAUUCAACUCCAAGUCCAACUUUUUAGCACAUUUGUAGAUAUAUAUAACAUCCUCCUUAAUUAUAAAAAAAAAAAUACCACUACUGAAUGUGUUUUCAAUAUUUUCCUCAACAAUCUGGACACAAAUAAAUUCCCAAUUGAAUAUUUUAAAAAUGAGGAAUAUAUUUUUAGAAAAUUCCACAACAUGAAUAUUUUCUUUUCAUCAUAUGAUCAAUCCAUUCUAGGUCAGCAACAUCCAAAGGAGCAACAACACCCUUGCUAUCACUUAUUCAGUAAAAACCACAUACUGUACGAUAGUACAUCCUUCACCAUAACAGUUCACUCAGCUUAG
This is a messenger RNA of Plasmodium gonderi, 3882 nucleotides long. Its product is annotated as valine--tRNA ligase. The record is from RefSeq and is a predicted model, not a curated record. Gene Ontology annotation, biological process: valyl-tRNA aminoacylation. Gene Ontology annotation, molecular function: valine-tRNA ligase activity; ATP binding. The transcript is spliced from 2 exons. The coding region runs from base 1 to 3882 and encodes 1293 amino acids. Lineage: Eukaryota; Apicomplexa; Aconoidasida; Haemosporida; Plasmodiidae. Gene Ontology annotation, cellular component: cytosol.